UGUGAGUGAGGAGCAGGCGGCGCCGCUCGCCACGCUGCUGCUGCCGCCGCCGCUGCUGCUUCCCGGACUGCCACAGCUCCGCCAGCCCUCAGGGAAGCCGCCGCUGCCGGGACCGAACAGCUCCGUGCGGGUGCCCCUGUCUUGCUCACGGCGGUGGAUCAGCACGUACCGAGCUGCAAGCUCACGAGGCAGCCGUGGCGGGUGGAAGGUGACCCCCCCCAUCUUCCUCCGUGCACCUCCGCCUCCUCCCGGAGGAGGAGCAGCAGCAAGCGGAGAGCUAGAGAGCGCAGGGAAACAGAAGCGGCUAGAAAGCGACCCCCACCCAGCCAACCCCCCGGAGGAGCAGUGGAAUCGUUUCCCACCCCACCAGGGCAGCAGCGGCAGGAUCACAGGUAGAAGCAGCCAUCUCCGGCAGCAGGAGCGAACUAAAAGCAGACGAUCCCCCUUGCUGAAAGGGGCAACAGGAUCAGGUACGGAGAGCCACCCCCCCGCCCCUGCAGCUCGGGGGGGAAGACUGAGCCAGCCCCUACCCCCGCGGCAGCGGCAGCAGCUCCCCAGCCAGCAGCACCAUGUCCGCCGCGCAGGUGUCCUCGUCGCGGAGGCAGUCAUGCUACCUAUGCGAUCUGCCCCGCAUGCCCUGGGCCAUGAUCUGGGACUUCACGGAGCCCGUCUGCCGGGGCUGCGUUAAUUAUGAGGGCGCCGACCGCAUCGAGUUCGUUAUCGAGACGGCCCGGCAGUUGAAGCGGGCGCACGGCUGCUUCCAGGACGGUCGCUCCCCGGGCCCCCCGCCGCCGGUCGGCGUAAAGGCAGUGACGCUGUCCGCCAAAGAAGCGGCGGCGGCGGCGGCCCAGCAGCAGCUCAACCAUGUGGAUGCCACAUCCAAGGCGGCCUCGGCGGGGCUGACCCAGUCCAGCCUGGACCGCUACGGGCUCAGCGCCGCCGCGGCGGAGCAGCGCAGCCGCUUCGAGUACCCGCCGCCGCCGGGCAGCCUGGGCAGCAGCCAUGGCGCCCGCCUGCCCAACGGACUGGGGGGCCCCAAUGGCUUCCCCAAGCAGCCUGAGGACGGGCCACCGGAGCUGAACCGGCAAAGCCCCAACUCCUCCUCCUCCUCUUCCUCCUCCCGUCGCGGGACGCACGGGGGGCUCGUGUCUGGCCUGCCCCCGGGGGCCGCCGGCGCUCAGAUGAACGUGCCCCCCAACCUGCUGCCGCAGACGCUGCUGAACGGCCCCGCUGCCUCCGGCGUGGCGCUGCCUCCGCCGCACGGGGGCCUGAGCGGCCGCGGCGCCGGGGGUCCCCCCGCUCCCUCCGCCUCUUCCCAAGGGGGCACCUGCGGCGGCGGUGCCGGGGGAGGCGGCAGCUCGUCCUCCGAGGCCUGCGGCAAGCGGCCGGGCUCGGUAUCCAGCAGUGACCAAGAGCGGGAGCUGAAGGAGAAGCAGCGCAACGCGGAGGCGCUGGCCGAGCUUAGCGAGAGUUUGCGGAAUCGCGCCGAGGAGUGGGCCAGCAAGCCCAAGAUCGUGAGGGACACGCUGCUCACUCUGGCCGGCUGCACCCCCUACGAGGUGCGCUUCAAGAAGGAUCACGCCCUGUUGGGCCGCGUCUUUGCCUUCGACGCCGUCUCCAAGCCGGGCAUGGACUAUGAGCUGAAGCUCUUCAUCGAGUACCCUAGCGGCUCCGGCACCGUCUUCUCCAGCGCCUCCGGCGUGGCCAAGCAGAUGUACCAGGACUGUAUGAAGGACUUCGGCCGCGGCCUCUCCUCGGGCUUCAAGUACCUGGAGUACGAGAAGAAGCACGGUUCUGGCGACUGGCGGCUCCUGGGGGACCUGCUGCCCGAGUCUGUGCGCUUCUUCAAGGAGCUGGUGGGCGCCGACAUGCUGCCGCAGCCCUACCUGGACGCCAGCUGCCCCAUGCUGCCCACGGCGCUGGUGAGUCUCCCGCGGCCGGGGGCCGGGGCCGGCGGGGCGCAGGGCACGGCCGCCGCCUCUAGGGGACCUGGCGGUGGCGGAGGCGGCGGCGGCGGCGGGGCGAUGCGCAAGAGGAAAGCCUCUCCUGAACCCUCGGACUCGGCCGAGGGGGCUCUGAAGCUCAGCGACGAGCAGCAGCGGCAGCAGUGGAUGGCCAGCCAGAGCGAAGCGCUCAAGCUCACCAUGUCGGCCGGGGGCUUCGGGGCGGUGCAUGGCGGGGGCCCCCCGCCGCCGCCGCCCCUCGGGCCUCACUCCAACCGGACCACGCCACCCGAGUCCGCCCCCCAGAACGGACAGUCCCCCAUGGCCGCGCUCAUGUCGGUGGCCGACACGCUGGGCAAUGCCCACUCGCCCAAGGACGGCAGCUCGGUGCACUCCACCACGUCCACCCGCAGGAACAGCAGCAGCCCCGUGUCGCCGGCUUCGGUGCCGGGUCAGCGCCGUCUGGCCUCCCGCAACGGGGACAUGAACCUGCAAGUGGCCCCUCCUCCCCCCAGCACCCACCCCGCCAUGGACCAAGUGCACCCCCAAAACAUUCCGGACUCCCCCAUGGCCAACAGUGGGCCCCUGUGCUGCACCAUUUGCCACGAACGCUUGGAGGACACCCACUUUGUUCAGUGCCCCUCUGUGCCCAGCCACAAGUUCUGCUUCCCUUGUUCCAGAGAAAGCAUCAAGGCCCAAGGGGCGACUGGUGAAGUCUACUGCCCCAGUGGAGAGAAAUGCCCCCUAGUCGGUUCCAAUGUGCCUUGGGCAUUUAUGCAGGGCGAGAUCGCGACCAUUUUAGCUGGGGACGUUAAAGUGAAAAAGGAGAGAGACCCUUGAGUAAGAAAUCCAAUCCCUUCAGACUCCUGAAGAUGUAGAAUUGUGAAUAUAACAAACUGCAAAAGUUAGUCUUAUGUAUAGACAUUAUUUUCGUCGUAUGUUUCUAUAUUUUGAAACAAAGGUAUGUACUCUUCUUCAUUUGAAGGAUAGAGCUGGUUUUUGUUAAACAGAAUAUAAUAUUGUUUGGUUACUACAUAAUACCUGUUCUCAUUUCUUUGGCAGUGUGUUGGCUAGGUACAAAGUUAAUAGCCCUUAGCGAUUACCUGCUGCUGGUGUGUAUUUUUGUAAAUGUAUGCACUUCUCUGAAAGAAGAAGAAAAACGCAAAAGACAAAAAAAAAAUUUUUGCCAAGGCCAGUGUUGAUGCCUAAAAAAUUGCUACAAAAAUGGUGACAGCUUACGUUUUACAAGCCCUGAGUGUUAGUCUUUCACCUUUUUUUUUCAUUUCUGUUUUUUUGUUGCAAAACGGUGGGGUGGCUGUGGGGGGAGGGUGUUUUUUUGUUGCAAGUUUGUAAGGAAAAUGUUUCAGUUUGUUUCUAUUGAUCUGAACGUUUUUUAAUCUUCAUGUGUUUUUUGUUUUUGCUUUUAUUGAUGCACGGAUGCUUUUGAACAGUAGAGCAAAAUGCUGUACAUGAGAAACAUGCUCUGUUUGUCCUUUAUACAUUUCUGUAGUUAACAGAACACUGUAAUGUGCCUUGGAGCUUAGUAAAUUGUAAUAAAUUCAAUUGAUAUUAAUA
Molecule: messenger RNA, 3518 nt
Organism: Vidua chalybeata
Lineage: Eukaryota; Metazoa; Chordata; Aves; Passeriformes; Viduidae
Gene: IRF2BPL
Product: interferon regulatory factor 2 binding protein like
Exons: 1
Coding region: 570-2783 (737 amino acids)
Biological process (GO): regulation of transcription by RNA polymerase II
Cellular component (GO): nucleus
Molecular function (GO): transcription corepressor activity
Source: RefSeq, a predicted model, not a curated record